This is a messenger RNA of Tupaia belangeri chinensis (Chinese tree shrew), 919 nucleotides long. RefSeq names its product cellular retinoic acid binding protein 2 (gene CRABP2). Bases 128 to 544 code for a protein of 138 amino acids. The record is from RefSeq and is a predicted model, not a curated record. The transcript is spliced from 5 exons. NCBI's taxonomy places the organism in Eukaryota, Metazoa, Chordata, Mammalia, Scandentia, Tupaiidae. Gene Ontology annotation, molecular function: lipid binding.
CCGGGACGAGCCUUGGUUUGUGCGCUUCAGGGUUCCGCGAGGGCGGCGGCGACAUCUCUUGAUUAAAAGACUCAGCGUUCAGUGCUCCAGCCGUGAGACCUAAGGGAUCCGCCACCGCGCCGCAACCAUGCCCAACUUCUCUGGCAACUGGAAGAUCAUCCGAUCAGAAAACUUCGAGGAUUUGCUGAAAGCGCUGGGUAAGAUGAUGCUCCCCACAUCCGUCGCUGUAGCAGCAGCAUCCAAGCCAGCAGUGGAGAUCAAACAGGACGGGGACACCUUCUACAUCAAAACCUCCACCACCGUGCGCACCACCGAGAUCAACUUCAAGGUCGGGGAAGAGUUCGAGGAGCAGACUGUGGACGGGAGACCCUGUAAGAGCCUGGUCAAGUGGGAGAGUGAGAACAAGAUGGUCUGUGAGCAGAGGCUUCUGAAGGGGGAGGGCCCCAAGACCUCCUGGACCAGAGAACUGACCAAUGAUGAAGAGCUGAUCCUGACCAUGACGGCGGAUGACGUGGUGUGCACCAGGGUCUACGUCCGAGAGUGAGGCGCCAUGGGUCCAGGAGCCAGCGGAGCCCACCCCACACGCUCACCGCCCGCCUCCCUGCCCCGGGCCCUCACCCUCCUGCCCACUCCCUCCCUCUAGGCUAGCUCUCCCUGAUCCUGGCUGCGGCUAGGGUCUCUGACUUGCCUCUUGCAGGUCUUGCUUUCUUCAUCCCCCUUCUCCCUUCCCUGCACCGCAAAGAGCGAUGGAUUAAAGAGUCCCUCCCCACGUCCGCCAUCCCAGCCCCAAACAGCCAGAGUAGGAUCUCUCUCUCUGGGAGGAGACCCAAGAGCCUGAGUGAGAAAGCCUGGCCUCUGACCUCCACUCUUAGUCCCUGUAGCCUGUAUGGUUUAGACUAUUUAUUUGUUAAUUUUAUUA